This is a messenger RNA of Closterium sp. NIES-65, 2232 nucleotides long. NCBI's taxonomy places the organism in Eukaryota, Viridiplantae, Streptophyta, Zygnematophyceae, Desmidiales, Closteriaceae. The record is from the annotation of a GenBank genome assembly.
AUGGGGCAGGCGAAUUCCACGUUCGAAAGGCCACACUCGCCCCCCACCUCGCCCGUCGGCCGCUACAACUUCCCUCCGCCGCUCUUUCCGCCCUCCCCUUCCGCCGCGAUCCCCUCCCCGCGCCUGACCACUCCGCGCGCGUGGCAUCUGGACGUCGUGCGCGCGGUCUUCUCCGACAGCGACUGCGUGCACGACGCCGUGUCGGGCCUCUUAACUCAUCGCUCGCUGUCGCUGGGGCAGGCGCUGUCGCACAGGCACGUGGGAAGCAGCCAAUCAGAGGCGCGCGCUAAGCCUGGCGAAAGUCGCACAGCUUCGCAGGGGCAUCUGGGGCUGGAGGCUGCGAAAGUGGAAGAAGUGUUCGUGGUGGGGCUGGCGAUGUGGGUCGAAUUCUGGAAGCAAUGGGCCAAACCUGCCAGCCACGGCGCCGAAGCUGCAGCCUCGGCGCUAGGCUCGGGAUUAGGCUCGGCGGGGCAGGGGGGGAAGCUGGGGAGGGGGGCCGGGCAGUGGGGGCGGAAGGGCGCGGAAGGGGGGCUGCGGAGUCUGAAGAAGCGGAGGGAGAGGAUGAGGCGGAAAGAAGGGGGGAAAGGGGGAGGUGCGGGGAAGGAUGGGGGAGUUUUGGGCAAAGAGGGGAAGGAGAGGGUUCUAGGGGGUAAUUCCGUGCUGGAAGUGCAGUUGGAUGGGUUAAGUUGCAAGAAACCCUUGGAAGAAGGGACGUUUUUCUCAGUUGACCUGGGGGAUGAGGAGGGGGAUAAAGGGGGAAGAGGGGAGGCGGAGGGGGGGAUGGAGAGUAUCGAUUUGACUAGUGGGAGGGGGGGAGGGGAGGGGGAGAAGGGGCAGACGGGGAGGAAGGGGAGGAAGGGGGGAACACGGGCAGGAUUCUGGAAGCUUCAGGUAGAGGGCGACCUGCGGGCGGAGGCCGGGCGGCAACUGCAGGAGCAGCUUUUGGCGGAUCUGCUGGAUGGGCGGCAGGGCGCUCUGGGCGGCAAGCAGGGCGCAUGGGGGGAGGUCAGCAGUCCUGCAGGUACCCCCACUCCCUCCCCUCCUCCCCCGCCCCCUCCGCUGCAACACACUGAUGUGGUGCGGGUGCUGGGGUUGGCAGCAGCAGCGUCUAAUUGUCUGCCUUGCCUGCUAGACUUAGUAGACGCCUUGGCUCUUAAAUGCCGGUUAAGACUACAACCCCCCACUGCCAGCGCGUAUCUAGAAGGAAUGGGGGGGGUCAACGGGGUGGUUGCUGGGAUGGAAGGUUAUGGACUGGAGGGGUACGGGAUGGGGGGGUAUGGGGGAGUGGCGACGCCUACAGGGAGUGUGACAGUGAUAAAGGGGUUCCGGGAAGACGAGGAGAGUGCAGCAGGGAGUGUGUCAGGUGGCAAGGGCACGAGAAGCAGCACAGCAGGUGGCGGCAGCAGCAGUACCUCACCACUGCUCAACGGAGUCAACCCGGCUCUCUUCCAGCGCCAGCCUUCCUGGGCCUCCGGCAAGCCUGCUGCUGCCACUGCCACUGCUGCUGGUGGCCGUUCCUCGCUGUACCGUCAGCCGUCCUGGGGUGGCGGUGGGGGAGACAGUGCGUUGUUUCAGCGCCAGCCGUCGUGGCAGGGGGGUGCGUCGCCUUUCCAGCGGCAGCCGUCCAUUGGCUUCCGCAACAAGAUCGGUGCCUUGUUCCUGGGGGACGAGCGGGGGGCAGGAGGGGACGGUGCGGAGGAGGAGGGCGGCAUGGGGGAUCUGUCGAGGCUGUGGAGGAGGCAUGGGACGAUAGGCUCGGGUGUGGGUCGGGCAGGAAGCAUGUCCAUCUCUAAUGCUCCUGCUCCCAUGCGCCGCGCCACUGCUGGAGCCGCCACUGGUGCUGGUGGUGCUGGUGGUGCUGGUGGUGCUGGAGGGGAGUUAGCAUCCUCUGCAUCUGUCUCUGCUGCAGGGUUCUUUGGUCCCACGCGACUCACAGAGCUGGCAGAGCUGGCACUCGUUCGAUCCAUUCUCCACGCCCCUCCCAGCACCACGGCUGGCAGGACCAGCCUAGCUCCCACCCCUCCCAACACCUCUCCCCAUGGUCCUUCCAACGCCCCUACCAACGCCCCCACCACCAACCAGUCCACUUCCUACUCGCACCGUCUUCGCCAGCUGGACUCGCUUCUCACCACGCACGCGCUCGGCCCCCGGGAUUCUCGCCCUCGUUUUGGCCGGGGAAGUUGCGGAACUACCCCAUUUGACCCAGGAGGACCUGUGGCUUUUAGCCGAUAG